AUGCGUCUGGUAUCACUUGUCGCUGUUGUUGGCGAUGUGCUUAUCCCUGCAGCUAGUGCCCGUCCUGCAAAUUGUCGCCCCCAAAGGCCGACAACUACUUCUGCCGCCGGGGUUGAGACCUCGAGCACUGACACCACUCUCGCGACCUCUUCCCAAACGACCAAUGUGAUCGAGACCACUGCUACUUCUGAUCUCACCAGCGAACUUGUUACCACGACCUUGGGCCUUACCAGCGAAGUAGAGACGAUCAUUACUCAAUCUACUUUAGACACGACCACUUUGAUCACAACUGCUACCACAAUUACUGAAACGAGCGCUGGUGAGAUAUCUGCAAGGGAGCCAACAAGCACCGAGACAUCUUCUGCUGGAACGGCUACUAUUACCACAACAACUCUUGCGACGACGACCGCUGCCACUACGCGUGUUUCCGAGACGAUCACUGAUACGCAAACGACUGAUCAGACUACCUCUGCUGAGGCAACAACUAUAAAUGCCGAUGCGACCACCGUAGACCAAACCACGGACUAUACUACAACUUUGGAGACAACAAAUACUGACGAGACGACCACUGCUGGGGUAACAACUACCACCGGCAUGACUCCUGCUGCUGAUACAACCACUACAACUGAGAUACCGACCACCACCAUGGCAGCUCCCGAGCCGACUAAAGCUCUCCUAAAUGGCGGGUUUGAAGAUGCGACGAAUGGUCCUUGGACUUUCUUGAGCGGACAAAUCACGAAUGAUCCCAGCCUUGCCCACUCCGGUUCUAAAUUUGCACAACUUGACGUCCAAAACCAGCAAGCUCAAGGCCAGAUACGUGUCGAACAACUCACCAGCACAAGUAACACUAAGCGAUACACUCUCAGCUUCUACGCCACUGUGCUCUCUACGCCUAAUAUGAAACCCGGCAACUCUUGCCAGAUCUACCCUUUCCAGGAUAAUUCGUCGUUCAAUGGACAGGGCUUACCAUUGGACUUUUCGGCUCUCAACACUUACACGCAUUUUACAUAUUCCUUCACCCCAAUUAACAACAAUUUUGUGCUCAAGUUGGGAAUCUCAUGUUCCAGAGGCAUGGCCACUACGUUUUCCGUCGCUAUUGAUGAUGUUUCUAUCGUGGAGGUCGUUUAG
Molecule: messenger RNA, 1128 nt
Organism: Fusarium poae
Lineage: Eukaryota; Fungi; Ascomycota; Sordariomycetes; Hypocreales; Nectriaceae
Exons: 2
Coding region: 1-1128 (375 amino acids)
Source: RefSeq, a predicted model, not a curated record